GAUGCGUCUUUCAUCCUACGCACGGUUCGAUGUUUUUCACGACAGCAGAUAUACAUCGGCAUGAUUUGACAGCUGAAAACACAAGAUAUCUGACAAAACUGAGUAGCCUACAAAGCACUGCUUUCGAAUCGCUCUCUCGGUACUUUGAUGAUAGUUGCCGACCAGGCGGUCCGCGACCGCGCAGUGCGUCAUAAAAUCGAAAACAACAUCUGGGGCAAUGGGUGGGGCAAACUCUAAACGCAACUUUACCAUUUGAAACAAAGCGAAACUUUUAAACGGCCAGACUCCCGGAACAAAACGGCAAACAUUGCUGUAGUCAGUUCAACUCAAUGAAUGUCAUUGUUGGAUUCCGGCUGUAGAUUUAAAUCAUCUUAAAUAUAAUGGACACCAGGGAAAAACUACAGGAGUUACUGUCGGUGUAUGUUGUGGACACCCUCAGCCACAUUCAAACAGUCAGAGACUUUUGUGACAAAGCAGAAAAAUGGACCCUUCAGAGAGAGACAGAGCUGGAGACGAUGAGAGACAUCAAGGAUCAAGCAGACAAAAUCAGUCUUGCGUUUGACCAUGUUCAGCGCUCAGAGGAUAAAGCCAAGGCUUUUGGAGAGUACCUAUGGAGUGGUUUAACUCAGGUCACAGCUGACUCCAGACGUCAGGAACUAGAGAAGAAUCUGAGUGCUGUCCUGAAAGACACGUUUGAGGGGUUUGAGAAACUUGAGCACUUCCUGGAUGCAGUGGAGAAACUUGCAGUUACCUCGCUGUUUGUCUUCACUUCACGAAGUUUCCUACCGAAAGGGGAGAGCCCUGCGAGUGUGCGAUCGGUCAUCACAGCUGCCAGAAUGGCCUCUCCUCUCCUCAUCCACUUUAAACGAAAUAACGAAACAUUCUUUCUUCCAAUUCUCAAUAAUGUGGAUGUCCUGGCCUUUCAGCUAGACAAAUACAUACGCACUACACAACAGCUGUGUGAGAAAAUGGAGAAAAAAUCUAAGAGUGUAUUGUGGUCUGGAGACAUGUAUGAAUGGAUGAAGGGGGAGCCUUUAAUAAAAUUCAGUUUGAACAUGAGUGACACCUCCAUGCAAAAAUUGCUUGAUCAUUUGAAGCAGUUAAGCAUAAUAAGAAUGGACCAUCACACCAAACUGGCGUUCCUUUUUCAGGAGAAUGCUUUAAACUUCAUUGGUUUCUUCGGACAGCGUCGCUCUAGGAUGGAACAGUUCCUAUCAGAUCUGGAGGAAAGUGCAGUUCAGCUGGACAGGAUGAAGUUCGGGGCCAAUAUCUCCACUGUAGCUGGUAGUUCAGUGGGUGUAGCAGGGGGUGUCUUGUCUAUUGUUGGCCUCGCUCUUGCUCCUGUCACUGCAGGGGUGUCUCUGGCUCUCACUUUGACAGGGGUUGGUCUGGGAGUGACCAGUGGUGUCAAUAGUUUGGUCACAGGUAUCACUGAAACAGCGGUCAACAUUCACCACGGUAAAAAUGCACAAAGCAUUUUCCAGAGAUACAUGAAAGAUGUGGAAAAGAUUCAAGGCUGUUUGGAGAAGGCCAGUGCGGUAGAUCGUGUAGAGGGGCCUGUUGCGAUAGAUAUGGUUAGAGCUGGGAAGGUGAUAGCUGGUGCUGGAGGAGUGGCCAAAGGUAUUGAUGCCCUGGUAGAUGCAGCUUCAGCUGUUAAAGUCCUUCAAAGUGAGGAAGUGAUUGCCACUGCAACCAAGAUAGGGCUACAGGAGGCACAAAGUGCUCGUAGUAUUCCCAAACUGGCUGCAGACUUGCCUGACAUUGGGCAGCUGGCAAAAGGGACACCCCUUGCACUCUCAAAUUCAGCGAGAGCUGGAUUUAUCACUGUAAACGCCCUGUUUAUUGGCUUGGAUGUCCUUUUUAUUUGUAAAGACAGCAUAAGUCUGGCAAAAGGCAGCAAGAGUGAAGCCUCUGAGCUCAUUCGCUCCAGAGCAAGUGUGUGGAAAUCUGAGCUGGAGACCUGGGAAAAUAUUUAUGAUUCCUUAUGCAUAGGAAUAUGGAAAUUUAGGAAAAGCCAGAACGUGUUGGAGGAACCGUUUCUUCCUUAGAUAUAAUCAUUUUUUUAAAGAUUUCAGAUUGAAUUAUUUUAAUCUUAAUCAAAUAAAAUAUUUACAUCUCAGACUGAUUACAGCACGUUUUUAUCAAGCCACAUUAAAGCACUUUCAUUGUACAAUAAUUGUAUAUGUUUAAUUAAAAAAAAGGAAUUACAUACUGAUGGAGAUUUAAUCUUUGUACAUACUGUAAAUAUGAUUUAGAAUAUUAAAAAUAUGGAAUACAGUUGUGAUUGUCAUUUCAGAAAGCACUUUAUUUGUACUAUAAUGAUCAAUGGCACAGAACAUUGUAAAUACUUCAUUACUCUUAACAACAAAAAACAUGCAUUAGAGCAAAGCGGUAAACCAAAAGUUUUGAUUUUCGUAAUGUUUUGUUAAUAAUCAGUUGCGCAAAACAUGCAACAUAUUACAAUAAUUGAUUUUGACUGAGCUGUAACCAAGUAAACACCCCAAACUAAUUUUUCUUGUAAAAUUCAUCACAUAAAUAAAGUGCCUAAACAAAAUUGGUUUGGUUGUUUUCUU
Messenger RNA from Triplophysa rosa, 2573 nucleotides. RefSeq names its product apolipoprotein L (gene apol). Gene Ontology annotation, molecular function: lipid binding. NCBI's taxonomy places the organism in Eukaryota, Metazoa, Chordata, Actinopteri, Cypriniformes, Nemacheilidae. The transcript is spliced from 5 exons. The record is from RefSeq and is a predicted model, not a curated record. The coding region runs from base 381 to 2048 and encodes 555 amino acids. Gene Ontology annotation, biological process: lipid transport; lipoprotein metabolic process. Gene Ontology annotation, cellular component: extracellular region; membrane.